CUGCUCCGCCCCAGUCGUCGCGCCUUCUGGUUUUAAUCCUUCGUUGAGGGCCGGCCGGUGUUUUCCAGAGGUGCGCGGGAAUUGAGCGCUCAGCCCCGGCAACCUGCCGCCUGCCGCCAGCAUGGAGUUCGUGAAGUGCUUGGGGCGCCCGGAGGAGUUCUACAACCUCCUGCGCUUCCAGAUGGGGGGUCGGCGGAAGGUGAUACCCAAGAUGGACCAGGACUCGCUGAGCAGCAGCUUGAAAACUUGCUACAAGUAUCUCAAUCAGACCAGUCGCAGUUUUGCAGCUGUCAUUGAGGCGCUGGAUGGGGAAAUGCGCCAUGCCGUAUGCAUAUUUUAUCUGGUCCUCCGAGCUCUGGACACUCUGGAAGAUGACAUGACCAUCAGUGUAGAAAAAAAGGUUCCACUGCUACACAACUUUCACUCUUACCUUUACGAACCAGACUGGCGGUAUAUGGAGAGCAAGGAGAAGGAUCGGCAAGUGCUAGAGGACUUCCCAACGAUCUCCCUCGAGUUUAGAAAUUUGGCUGAGAAAUAUCAAACAGUGAUUGUUGACAUUUGCCGGAAAAUGGGAUUUGGGAUGGCGGAGUUUUUGGAUAAACACGUAACUUCUGAACAGGAGUGGGACAAGUACUGUCACUAUGUUGCUGGACUGGUGGGAAUUGGCCUUUCCCGUCUGUUCUCAGCCUCUGAGUUAGAAGAUCCCUUAGUUGGUGAAGACAUAGAGUGUGCCAAUUCUAUGGGCCUGUUUCUGCAGAAAACAAACAUCAUUCGUGAUUAUCUGGAAGACCAGCAAGAAGGAAGAGAGUUUUGGCCUCAAGAGGUUUGGAGCAAGUAUGUUAAGAAGUUGGGCGAUUUUGCUAAGCCACAGAAUAUUGAUUCAGCCGUGCAGUGCCUGAACGAACUUAUAACCAACGCACUACACCACAUCCCAGAUGUCAUCACUUACCUUUCAAGACUUAGAAACCAAAGUGUGUUUAACUUCUGCGCUAUUCCACAGGUGAUGGCCAUUGCCACUCUGGCUGCCUGUUAUAAUAAUCAGCAGGUGUUCAAAGGCGUAGUGAAGAUCCGAAAAGGGCAAGCAGUAACUCUCAUGAUGGAUGCCACCAAUAUGCCGGCAGUCAAAGCUAUAAUCUACCAGUACAUGGAAGAGCUCAUUUGAAAGCCUGGAUGCACAUGGAAGGACAGAUGGCCGUCUGUGGUCCCUGCAGAGCCAGCCAGAGCAGGACCAAGAAGAAGGAUCCAGCUCCCUGGGCCCUGCACGGCUGUGCCUGCUGGAGACCAGCAUGUACAGCAUUGCCUCCCUGGCCAGCUUGUGACCUGCACUCCCUCUGCCAGCCUGCUCUCACUUUGGCCAACUCUUGGCUGCAUGCAGAAAUAUUAUGUCCAGGGGUUUUGUGGGUUGUUUUUUUUUUGUCUUUUGUUUCUUUUUUAAAAAAUCACCAGUUUAUACACAGAAGCUUCAAGAAAGGUAAAAUGUGUUUUCCGGUGAUGGGCUGGAAAGCCGAAUGGCAUUUAGCCUCAUUCUUCUAGCAUUGGUAUUUGCUGCCUUUAGCCCCGCACAGCGAGGUGGGGGUGUGUGUGAGGCCCACUCACCCAGUGACUUCCUGUGAAUCUUGGCCUGGGCCGAGGAGGACACGGUGCCUCUCUAAGGGUGUUUGAAAAAGCCCCUCAAGCUGAGGAAUCACUGUUGUGGGGUAUGAAGCUACUUUCUAGAAGCCAUUCAUGCUCUCAGUGUGUCUAGCCUACUCUUUUGCUGCUGUCCUUUGUGGUGAUUAAAUGAUUGAAGCUGAGGGUUUGCCUUGCAUUGUUAUACACAUACUCACACUGAUUUCCUCCGUGUCCCUGGCUGCCACCGGACACAGUGGCUUAGUUUGGGGCCAGGGAAGCUGCAGUGAAUCAGUUCAUCCGAGGCUCAGCCCUGGACAAACUUGGCACCACGCCAAAGCCAGUCAUUUGCUAUGUGAAGUACAGCUCUGAGCUGGGCUCCACAGGAAUUUUCCUAGUAGUUUAAGCAUCAGAAGUUGGUUUGAGAGUCCAAGGUAGGUUGUUAGAAAUGUGUUGAAAUGCCGGAUGUAGGACAGAGGACAACCUGGUGGAGAGCUGUGGUCUGAGGUGGGUAUACUGGAAGGUUUCUUUCCUGGCUCAGUCAUGACCUGUGGGACUUUGUGAGCCUCUUAAUGGUUUAGAAGAUGUCCUAGGCCCCACCCAGCCAUAAAGUUAUAUAACUUUUACUAUCACUGACUCAUGCCAAGUCUUAGCUCUUGUGCCCACUCCUGAGUUCUCUGAAAGAUCAUUUUCCUUCUAAAUAUAUUUCGUUCUUAAAAUUGCCAGAUAAAAUGCAGGAUGCCCAGUUAAACUAGAAUUUGACACACUAGUGUUUUUUAUUUUUUUAAGUAGAAUUAUGUCCCAAAUAUUGCACAGGACAUAUUUCUACUAAAAAAUUACUUGAUCUGAAAUUAAAAUCUGAUUGAGCAUCCUUUGUUUUUGUUAAAUCUGGCAACCCAGAUUUAAAAAUUUAAAGUGUUCCGUACUCUAAUCAAUCAGAUGUAUAGCAUCUCUGGCCUACAGUCUACUUGAUUUCUACUUAGAGGGGUAUAUUUUAGCUUUCCUCAGAGGACUAUUUGACCCAUCUGAAUCUAGGGCUUUAAAUUUUAAAAAUUCCAUUACAACAGACAGGAGCAGGAGCCCGAUCUCCACAUUUUGGGAGCUUCUAGAGCUCCAGAUAAACCUGCACACAUGCACAGACAUCUCCCUUUGGGAAAGUGCUUGGAACAAUGAGCUGGAAGCCCCAUUCUGUCUGAACUGUUUCUCUAGGGCUUGCAUGCAUAUGUGUGCUGGGGGUGGGGAGUAGUCCCUAGCCAUUUGUUGAUUAAUCUUAGCAGUUUUGGAAGCAGUGCUCUAAAACGAUCGUUCUCAAACUUUAGCAUCCAAAUUGCCUGCAGGUCCCAGAUUGUUAGGACCAUUUGUCUCUCAGGUCUGGGGAGUACCCCAAAACGGGCAUUUUUUAACAAGUUCUCAGGUGAUACAAAUGCUGCUUGCUGGUCAGGAGCCCAGUUAGAGAACCACUGCUCUAACGCCUUAUUUUUCAAACUUUAAUGAACAUACGAAUCAUCAGGAGUCUUGUUCAAUUCCAAGGGUGGAUUCAGAGCUCUGACCCCAGUUCAGCAUUUCUAACAAGCUGCUAGGUGAUGGCCAUGCUUUUGGUCUGAAGCACAGCUAGCUGACGCACAUUAAGAGUGGAGAAGUUUCCGCUAUGUGCGCAAAUUUAUGAGUCCAAACUGAAACCACACCCUCCUCCGGGUAGAAAACAAAAAGGCACGGUCCCUUCCAUCGAUCCUCUUGUUUGGACAGGCACCCGAGAAAAGCAUACCGCUUGUUGAACUGAGGUGACAGGGUGAUCAAUGAGGUCAUCUGAGGUUUAUUUAAGUAUUGACAUUGAUCCCAAUCCUAAAUAAACACUGCUGGUUUUGUGUUCUAACACAGACUCCUGAAGUUCCCUUGGGUCCUUGCUGUACUGCAUCCCCGCCGGCUUCCCAGCUGAGCAUGGGGCUGCGGGUGGGUGCAGGACGGCCACGGGGCGGACGUGGCAUCAUCCAACUCCGUUCAGGGGCAGGUUGAAUUUGUCAGAACUACAGUGAGGUUAUGAAUGUCUUCCAACUGAAAUUUUUAAGAAUAAAGUGAUUGCAAAGUUG
Messenger RNA from Ailuropoda melanoleuca (giant panda), 3695 nucleotides. It is a transcript of the gene FDFT1, whose product is annotated as farnesyl-diphosphate farnesyltransferase 1. The transcript has 8 exons. The record is from RefSeq and is a predicted model, not a curated record. Gene Ontology annotation, cellular component: endoplasmic reticulum membrane. Gene Ontology annotation, biological process: cholesterol biosynthetic process; farnesyl diphosphate metabolic process. Gene Ontology annotation, molecular function: squalene synthase [NAD(P)H] activity. Lineage: Eukaryota; Metazoa; Chordata; Mammalia; Carnivora; Ursidae. The coding region runs from base 122 to 1162 and encodes 346 amino acids.